CCUCAAGCCUCGGAAGCAAGCAGCGGGAGGAGAAAAGGGCAGGUCCAGGCAGGAGGGCCGCGGCUGGGAGGGGCCGAGGCGAGCCGGCCCCCUAGUAGGAAAUGAGACAGGUCCAAGUAACACUUUAAAAGCCUGACUCCCUCUUCCUCCACGCGUUCUCUCUCCAUCGUCCACUCUGCUCCGGCCCCUCCCGGACAGCCUCCCUUCUCUUUCCUGAUCCGAGCCUGCCCCAGCCCAGGUGGGACCCAGAACUUCAGCUCCAGGAUGUUGACGAAGUUUCUGUCGCUGCUGCUGCUGCUGCCUGGCUGCGCCCUUUGUAACUCCGAUGGCUCCCAAAGCCUUCACAUGCUCCAGAUCUCCUACUUCCCAGACUCCGAUCAUGUGAGGCAUCAGGGCAACGCCUCUCUGGGAAAACUCCUGACACACACAUUGGAAGGCAAGAGCAAAAACAUCACCAUUCUCCAGCUGCAGCCCUUGCAGGAUCCGGAGAGCUGGAACCGCACCGAGAGUGCCCUGCAGCUCUACCUGACCCAGUUCGAAAGCCUGGUGAAGUUGGUGUAUAGAGAGCGCAAGGACAACGUGUUCUUUCCUCUCACUGUUAGCUGCUCCCUGGGCUGCGAGCUUCCGGAGGAGGAGGAGGAGGGCUCCGAACCCCAUGUCUUCUUCGAUGUGGCCGUGAAUGGAAGCGCCUUUGUAAGUUUCCAGCCAAAGACUGCCGUAUGGGUGUCUAGCUCCCAGGAGCCCUCCAAAGCGGCCAACUUCACCCUGAAGCAGCUCAAUGCCUACAACCGGACUCGGUAUGAAAUGCAGGAAUUUCUGCAGGGCACCUGUGUGCAGUACCUGGAGAAACAUAUCACCACGCAGAACAUGAAAGGGAGCCAAACAGGUCGCUCUUACACUUCACUGGUCCUGGGCAUCCUGAUGGGCUGUUUCAUAAUCGCCGGUGUGGCCGUUGGCAUCUUCAUGUGCACAGGUGGACGACGUUGCUAAUUAUUCUCCAGGCCCCUAGGAGAAAGGGCUGGACUGGUGGGAGCUGGUAAGGGAAGGUCGAAGCUCAUAGGAAGCCAAGCAGACUCCACCAGCGCCAGCGGGCCACCAUAUCUCAGGAGGUUUAGAGCAACAACUCCAGCAUCUGCCUAAGAAGUGUGUGAGGAAGGGAUGUGGGGAGGGUAUGGAGACAAACUAACCGGUUUGCAAAGGACUUGAGCACAUGCGUGCUUUGUGUAGCUGGCCUGAGAAGUGGGUGUUUAUCUGUGGAAAUCAGACCAUGGAUUUGGGGGUGGAGUAAGACUGGGGGGGGGUCUGUGACCUCCCUGAAUAGGCAGAUUUACUGUAGGCAUUUAAAACAUCUUACUAAAUAAAAGGAGUUGUCUGUAACCAAAAUAAAACUUAUUUAACGUGUCCAGGAGUGUCCAACUUGGGAAGGGACACUGGGAAUGAUAUGAUAGGGAAGACAGAACCCCCGGAAAUGUCACCGGUGUGAGGUUAAACAACAUGGGAACAGUGAAUUAAUAAAUAUCAAAUUUCUUAUUUAUGUAAAAGGUGUGCUAUAUCUUCUAUUUUAUUAAAACUUCUGAAAAAAAGUA
This is a messenger RNA of Mastomys coucha (southern multimammate mouse), 1586 nucleotides long. RefSeq names its product protein C receptor (gene Procr). The coding region runs from base 265 to 990 and encodes 241 amino acids. Gene Ontology annotation, molecular function: signaling receptor activity. The record is from RefSeq and is a predicted model, not a curated record. Gene Ontology annotation, biological process: negative regulation of coagulation. The transcript is spliced from 4 exons. Lineage: Eukaryota; Metazoa; Chordata; Mammalia; Rodentia; Muridae.